Molecule: messenger RNA, 1077 nt
Organism: Dipodomys ordii (Ord's kangaroo rat)
Lineage: Eukaryota; Metazoa; Chordata; Mammalia; Rodentia; Heteromyidae
Product: zinc finger and SCAN domain-containing protein 4-like
Biological process (GO): regulation of transcription by RNA polymerase II
Molecular function (GO): DNA-binding transcription factor activity, RNA polymerase II-specific; RNA polymerase II cis-regulatory region sequence-specific DNA binding
Source: RefSeq, a predicted model, not a curated record
AUGUUUGACUCAUUAAUUCAUGACAUCCUGGUGGCUAUCAGCAACUUGGGUGCAAGGCAGGAGCUGCAAACACUAAAUCAGUUUUUUCAUUCAUGGCUGCAACCAGAAAAACACAGCAAGGAGGAAAUUAUCUCCCAGCUGGUUCUGGAGCAGUUCAUUAUUAGUGGAUACUGCAAAGACAAGACUGACUUGAAAGAGAAAUGGGAGUCCAGUGGCAGAAGCCUAGAGAAACUACUGGAAGUGCUGACAGAUGACUGUGUGAAGACACCUGACUUAGUCCAUGUCCACAUGCAGGGCCGAGAAGCCCUUUUCUCUGAGCACAUGCCCUUAAGAGAAGUCAUCUUUCAUUUCAGAUUCAGGUCCUCCCCUGAGCUCAACCCUACUCACCAGAGCAAUGACAAACACCAAGGAAGAUCCUCCCAAGUUCAGAAAGUGUACAAGUGUAAGGAAUGUUCCAAAACCUUUGCAUAUCUCUCUCGCUUUCUGGCCCACCAAAGAAGGCACAGGAACGAGAGGCCAUUUCUCUGCGCUGAGUGUCACAAAGGUUUCUACCAGGCAUCAGACCUAUGAGUGCAUCAGAUAAUUCACACAACAAAGAAGCCGUCUGUGUGCAGCAGAUGUGAAAAGUCCUUCAGCCACAGGACCAACCUGCAGGCGCAUGAACGGAUCCACACUGGGGAGAAGCCCUACACCUGCUCCCUUUGCCAGAGAAGUUACCGCCAGUCAUCCACAUACCAUCACCACCUGAGGAUUCACCAAACACAUCGGACCCCCACCUCCUGCCCCAAGUGCAGAGACAGCGGGCGCCUCCCUGUCCGUGUCGAACACUCAGAAGUCACACUGGCUGCAUCACCUCGGGGCCAGGCUCUGCGUUUACCCCACGAACACCCCACGCCCGGGGACGGUGUCCCCAGCCCGGCCCGCGCGCCCCGGCCCCGCUUCUUCCUGAACAAAGCCCCGCCAGGCUUUCCCAACGCCUCGUGGUCCUCCGCUGCUGAGCACCAGAGCGCCAUCUUUGACAGGGAACUACACUUCCCAGAAUGCUCGGUGCUAACCCCCGUGCGCGUGAGCCAAUGA